Molecule: messenger RNA, 716 nt
Organism: Camellia sinensis
Lineage: Eukaryota; Viridiplantae; Streptophyta; Magnoliopsida; Ericales; Theaceae
Source: RefSeq, a predicted model, not a curated record
CUAUCUACCUUAUCUCUAUCUCACAACAGACUCAUUUGAUUUUUUCUUCAACUUUGAAGAACUUUGAAGAACUGCGGAGGCGAAACCCUAUCUUGCGUUGCAACCUCUCUUUCUUCUCCUUCUCAAUACAGAAGAUGAAGAAGUUCACAGGAAUACAUAAUUUCAGUUGAAGUCAUAAACCUAAUUUGAAGACAUUGUUGCAUUUGAGUCGGGCAUAUUAUUCUUAAAGAUGAUGAAGAUGAUAGCUCUAGGGUUUGAGGGGUCAGCCAAUAAGAUUGGUGUUGGGGUUGUGACCCUUGAUGGCUCAAUUUUAUCAAACCCAAGACACACCUAUGUUACCCCACCAGGGCAGGGAUUCCUUCCCCGAGAAACUGCCCAACACCAUCUCCAACACAUCCUGCCGCUUAUCAAAUCUGCUCUCAAGACUGCGCAGAUAACCCCAAAUGACAUUGACUGUCUUUGUUACACUAAAGGACCAGGCAUGGGUGCGCCAUUACAGGUUGCCGCUGUUGCUGUUCGGGUUCUUUCACAGCUUUGGAAGAAACCCAUUGUUGCAGUAAAUCAUUGUGUUGCUCAUAUUGAGAUGGGAAGGGUUGUCACUGGAGCAGAUGACCCUGUUGUGCUAUAUGUAAGUGGUGGGAACACACAGGUGAUUGCAUAUAGCGAGGGGCGGUAUUGAAUUUUUGGUGAGACUAUAGAUAUUGCUAUUGGGAAUU